AAUGUGUCAAAACAGCCAAUCGCCUAGCCCCGUAGGUAAAGUCCUCCCUGCGCUCCUGGGGGAGGAGCCAGAAGAGUGUACGGGGUCCAAGGCGCUUGCGCGGGCGCGCGCUCCGCCGGUUAAAAGCGGAUCCUUCUAGGAGGCGGUGUCGCAGUGUAUGAAUAUUGAUUACGCAGCGCCGCGCCGAACGCCCGCCCCUCUCGGUUGCCCGACGCUUGCUGCUCGCGCUCGGGCUCGCGAUGGGGAAGAAGUCCCGGGCGGUACCCGGCCGUAGGCCCAUCCUGCAGCUCUCUCCGCCAGGUCCGCGGAGCAGCACGCCGGGCCGGGACCCGGAGCCGGAACCCGACACCGAGCCGGACUCGACGGCGGCGGCGGCGCCCAGCCAGCCAGCCCCGGCGGCGCCGACGACGACGACCGCGGUCACUGCCGCCGCAGCCCCGGACGACUCACCUUCAGAAGAUGAACAGGAGGUGGUGGUGGAGGUUCCUAGAGUUCAGAAUCCUCCCAAACCAGUCAUGACCGCCAGGCCCACUGCCGUUAAAGCAACAGGAGGUCUGUGCUUACUUGGUGCAUAUGCUGACAGUGAUGAUGAAGAGAGUGAUGUUUCAGAAAAACCAGCACAGUCUAAGGAAGCAAAUGGAAGCCAGUCAACUGAUAUUGAUAGUACAUUGGCCAACUUCCUAGCGGAGAUUGAUGCUAUAACAGCGCCUCAGCCUGGAGCUCCUGUAGGGGCUUCUGCCCCACCUCCAACUCCACCUCGGCCAGAGCCAAAGGAGUCGACAUCUGCGCUCUCUUCCACUGCCCCGAACGGGACAGACUCAACCCAGACUGCAGGGUGGCAGUAUGAUACUCAGUGUUCACUGGCAGGAGUUGGAAUUGAGAUGGGAGAUUGGCAGGAGGUCUGGGAUGAGAACACAGGAUGCUAUUAUUAUUGGAACACACAAACAAAUGAAGUGACUUGGGAAUUACCCCAGUACCUUGCCACCCAGGUGCAGGGAUUACAACAUUACCAGCCCAGUUCCGUAACAGGUGCUGAAGCUAGUUUUGUCGUAAAUACAGACAUGUAUACUAAGGAGAAAAAUAUUUCAGUUUCCAGUAGUAAAAGUGCACCAGUCAUAGCCAAGCGAGAAGUUAAAAAGGAAGUAAAUGAAGGAAUUCAAGCUCUCUCAAAUAAUGAGGAGGAGAAGAAAGGGGUGGCAGCAUCACUGCUUGCUCCUUUAUUGCCUGAGGGAAUAAAAGAGGAAGAAGAGAGAUGGAGAAGAAAAGUAAUUUGUAAAGAAGUAGAGCCAGUUUCAGAAGAGAAAGAAACAAGUACAAUAGAAGAAGCAACAAUAGUAAAGCCACAAGAAAGUCUGUUGGAUGGUGUGGAAGACCCUACUCAGGAGGAUCUUUGCAGUGUUGUUCAGUCUGGAGAAAGUGAAGAGGAAGAAGAACAAGAUACCCUGGAGCUGGAGCUGGUUUUGGAAAGGAAAAAAGCAGAGCUGCGAGCCUUGGAGGAAGGAGAUGGUAGUGUGUCAGGGUCUAGUCCGUGUUCUGAUAUCAGCCAGCCAGCAUCUCAAGAUGGAAUGCGUAGACUUAUGUCUAAAAGAGGAAAAUGGAAGAUGUUUGUUCGAGCUACCAGUCCAGAAUCUACCAGCCGGAGUUCUAGCAAAACUGGACGAGAGACUCCAGAAAAUGGAGAAAGUGCAAUUGGUGCUGAAAAUUCAGAAAAAGUAGAUGAAAAUUCGGACAAAGAGAUGGAAGUAGAAGAAUCUCCAGAAAAGAUUAAAGUACAAACAGCACCUAAAGUAGAAGAAGAACAGGACUUGAAAUUUCAGAUUGGAGAACUGGCAAAUACCCUGACAAGUAAAUUUGAAUUCUUAGGCAUUAAUAGGCAGUCCAUCUCCAACUUUCAUGUGCUGCUUUUACAGACUGAGACACGGAUUGCAGACUGGCGGGAAGGGGCUCUUAAUGGAAACUACCUUAAACGAAAACUUCAGGAUGCAGCAGAACAACUAAAACAGUAUGAAAUAAACGCCACUCCUAAAGGCUGGUCCUGCCACUGGGACAGGGAUCAUAGACGAUAUUUCUAUGUAAACGAACAGUCGGGCGAGUCUCAGUGGGAGUUCCCAGAUGGUGAGGAGGAAGAGGAAGAAAGCCAAGCACAAGAAAGUAGAGACGAGACUCUUCCUAAACAGACCUUGAAAGACAAAACUGGCACUGACUCAAAUUCUACAGACUCUUCCGAGAAUUCCACAGGUUCUCUUUGUAAAGAGUCCUUUUCUGGCCAAGUUUCUUCUUCAUCACUCAUGCCACUUACUCCAUUCUGGACCCUUCUUCAGUCAAACGUGCCUGUGCUUCAACCUCCAUUACCUUUGGAAAUGCCACCGCCUCCACCUCCACCUCCAGAAUCCCCUCCUCCCCCUCCCCCUCCUCCUCCUCCUGCAGAAGAUGGUGAGAUCCAGGAGGUCGAGAUGGAGGAUGAAGGAAGUGAGGAGCCUCCUGCUCCAGGAACAGAGGAGGAUACUCCAUUGAAACCUUCGGCACAAACCACAGUUGUAACUAGCCAGAGUUCAGCUGACUGUACCAUCUCUAGUUCUCCUUCCACUAAAGCAAUAAAGAGAAAAGCUACAGAAAUUAGUACUGCAGCAGUUCAGAGGUCAGCUACCAUUGGUAGUUCUCCGGUCCUCUACAGCCAAUCGGCUGUAGCUGCAGGUCACCAGGCAACAGGGAUUGGACAGCAGACUGCAGGAAUUGGACACCAGGCACUAUCAGCUAGCCAUCCAGCAGCAGGAAUGGGUCAUCAGGCCAGAGGAAUGAACCUGCAGUCAAAUUACUUAGGACUGGCAUCAGCUCCUGCAAUUAUGAGCUAUGCUGAGUGUUCCGUCCCAGUGGCAGUGACCGCUCCCACACUGCAGCCAGUCCAGGCCCGCGGUGCUGUGCCUGCUGCUGCCAUCAUAGAACCCCCUCCCCCACCCCCUCCCCCUCCCCCUCCUCCUCCCCCCCCACCACCACCAGCUCCCAAAAUGCCAGCACCCGAGAAGACAAAAAAAGGAAAGAAAGAUAAGGCAAAGAAGAGUAAAACCAAAAUGCCAUCUCUGGUAAAGAAAUGGCAGAGUAUCCAACGUGAGUUAGAUGAAGAGGAGAACUCUAGUUCCAGUGAAGAGGACCGAGAAUCAACUGCACAGAAGCGAAUUGAAGAGUGGAAACAGCAGCAGCUGGUCAGUGGCAUGGCAGAGAGAAAUGCUAAUUUUGAAGCCCUUCCUGAAGAUUGGCGAGCAAGACUGAAGAGAAGAAAAAUGGCUCCAAACACAUAGUUUUUGAAAUUGUUUAAAUUUUUAUUACUGUUUUUGUUUGUUUGUUUUUGUUUUGUUUUUUUAAUCAUUUCAGAGUCUUAACCAGUCUUAACUGUUGUCAAUAAACUAUAAAUGUUAUGAGGGAGAGCAUAUGAAUUUCCUGGGCAAGAGUAUACACGUACAAAAUUGCCACAUUUGUGAAAUGUAAUUUUUCUGCUUUGCUGGAAGGUGAGGUGACUGAAUGCUUUGACCUGGCUGCCUUUAUUCUCACGCUGGCACCCUCAGCUGUUAGGUACAUUAACCUCAUCAGUCUGGAACAUGCGGCUCAUGAGUAUGACACCUCUGUAGAGGACUCACUAACGAAAAGGGAAGGAUUUUCCUGCCUCAUAGAGGCUCUUGUAGUUCCUAGUGUGGCGCUCUCUCUCUCUCAUUAACUUCUUCAGAACAAGUGCAAUUAAGAAAGCAGCUCUAUAUUUUGCCUUGCUUAUCUGGGAUUAUAGGAAUCUCUUUCUGACCUCUUCCUCUAGUCUGCCACCCCUGAAGUGCUGAGAUAUAUCAAGUCGUUCACCUUGUGCUAACAGAUGGCCACACUCUUCAGAGUAUUCUUUCUCACAGAUUCUAGAACUGAUAAAGAUAGCUCAGUCAUUUCACAUACUAGGUGGCAUAUUUAAAUUACAAUAUAGGUGGCAGCAGCAGCAGGUGUUAGUGUCUUUGAUUUUGAGAACUUCCCCCUCACAUAUGUGGCAGUAAAUGUAACAAAAGCCACUGUAUGUAUUGAUGUGUCUCCAUUGUCUUACCUUGGUCCAAAGUUCACCUUCCAUUUAUGUGUGAAUGUAUUCUGCAUAAAAUUCCAGUAUUUAAAAAGCAGUUUACUGUUCUGUACUUUCUAUUGUAUCACAAUCAGGUAAAAGUCACUUUAAACUGAAGAAAAAGCAAAUUGUGUUUUAAAGCUGUUUGUAUUUCUCCAGUUUCUGACCUUGUAAAUUUGUAUAUAUGCACUAAUAAAGCUUUUUUUAUACUUCUGA
Messenger RNA from Balaenoptera musculus (blue whale), 4300 nucleotides. It is a transcript of the gene FNBP4, whose product is annotated as formin binding protein 4. The record is from RefSeq and is a predicted model, not a curated record. The transcript has 17 exons. Lineage: Eukaryota; Metazoa; Chordata; Mammalia; Artiodactyla; Balaenopteridae. Gene Ontology annotation, molecular function: protein binding. Bases 240 to 3296 code for a protein of 1018 amino acids.